Adineta ricciae is the source of this 1182-nucleotide messenger RNA. NCBI's taxonomy places the organism in Eukaryota, Metazoa, Rotifera, Eurotatoria, Adinetida, Adinetidae. The record is from the annotation of a GenBank genome assembly.
AUGUUUUCUUCUCAAAUAAAUUUUAUCGAACAAUUAACUUAUCGUCAGAUACGAACUCAAUUGAAAAAGCGUCAAUUGGACUCAAAUGGGAAAAAGCCGGAACUUGUGAAGCGAUUUAAACGUGCUUAUGAAACAGAAUGUUUAAAUCAAUCGACAACUUGUACUUGUUUUGAUGAUCUGCCCAAUGAAAUCUAUCGAGAAAUCUUUGAUUAUUUAUGUACAUGGGAUAUUAUUCAUUCGUUUUCGGAUCUGAAUCAUCGAUUUAAUCAAAUUGUGAAAGAUGUUCCAAUGAAAUUCAAGUUUAAUACAUCGAAUAAAACGAAAUAUAUGCGAACAUUGAAGAGUAUUGUUCCCAAAUGGAUUCCACAAGUUGUGUGUUUGGAUUUAGGAAGAUCAUCGACAGUCGAUCAUUGUUUUCCGAUAUCAUUUAGUUCGAAAAUUGUUAUUGAUUUGUUCACUCAAUUGUAUAGUUUUACUCAAUUUCCUAAUCUUCGCUGUCUUUCGCUAAUAUCACCAACGAGCGAACAGUUGGAAUCAUUGUUUUUCAUGAUAUCCAAUCUUUCGUCACUCCGUACACUUCGUUUGAUUGAGAACAACUCUUGUGAUUCACAAAACCAAACUGUUUGUAAACUUACCUUGGCUAAUCGUCGACCAUAUAUAAACAACAGCAAUCAUAAGCAUCUAUUUAUUGAAACCAGUCCUCCAUUCAAUACUCUUCUUCUUCUUCAAAAACAUCUGAGUACUCAAAUGAAAUUUGAUUCGAUUCAAUUGAACAUUCGUUGUGGAUUAUACUUUUAUCCUCAAGCAUUACGACCUAUCAAACUGGAUUCCCUUUCAUCUCUUAUGUCAAAUUUUAUUUAUUUGAAAGUCGAUAUUCUUGUUGGACCUCACCAAGCAGCGUUCGAUUUAAUUCAACGUUUUCCACAAGUACAUCAUUUAUCGGUUCGAACGGUAGCAACUUCUUAUGUAAAUGGACAAUAUUGGGCAGAUUUACUUAGUCAAAUGCCGAAUCUGAACAUAUUCGAUUUCGACAUAGCUCUUGAUUCGGAUAAUAUUCAUCAAGAAAUACAAACCUUUCAAUCGAAAUUUUGGCUUGAACGACAAUGGUUCGUUCAAUAUAGAAAAACACAUACAAAUUCUCAGCAAUAUAGAAUUACACAUCGACAUAAUCAAGUCCGAUAA